This is a messenger RNA of Cladocopium goreaui, 4143 nucleotides long. Lineage: Eukaryota; Dinophyceae; Suessiales; Symbiodiniaceae. The record is from the annotation of a GenBank genome assembly.
AUGACCCUGGCAGAUUUGGGCCGCAAAAAAUUUGUUUCACAGAGUGCUCUCAGCGAAUUGCUGAAGGAACUGAAAUCAUUAGAUGAACUGCCUGCUGCUACAUCCAGAUCCAGCGUCAAACGUGCCCGGGAUGAGAAGAUGAAGAUCCAUACGCCAGUUGGGCCCUUAUUUACAACCAGAAGUCUGGCUGCGAACGAUGGUGCAGGCCACAUGCCAAAUGAUUAUGUUUGUAAGUUCUACGCAUACUAUUGGUCACUGAUCCAGCACGGUCAGCGUGGCUUAACCAGGGAAGAUUUGUGGCACACAGUAUCUAUAGUUCGCAGCAACAACGUGGGAAGGCUGCAGGGAGGUGUCAGUUGUUUGACGAAGGUCAUCACCCAGCUCUUUACUCCUCUGGAAUCAGGACUCCUUCUCACACUUCACAGUGGACGCAAAGUCUUCUUGUUUGGACGCCUUCGGUGUCUCAUCGGAGACGAAGCCGCCUUAAAGGCGAUGUGGGCUGUCAAGGGAGCAGCUGGUACCCUGCCCUGCCUGUUCUGUUGGAACAUAGUGCAGGCCCGAAGCGACCUCCAUCUGUCGGAUCCCAGCGGCACUUUAGUCCCCCACACGUGUUUUGACAUAGGGCAGCUGCAGCUACGAACCGAUGCUGAAUUGGCCGCAGCGGCCUUGAUGUUGUCAUCUGAGAAGCCACUCCGUACAAAGAAAGCUUUUGAGACCCUGGAACAAUCCCUAGGGAUAAAUUUCAAUCCCGACGGUAUGCUUUUCCAUCCGGACUGUCCUCUCAAGCCCAUUGAGCACACUAUGUUUGACUGGCUGCAUGUAUAUCUUGUCAAUGGAAUAUUUCAAUGUGAAAUCAAUUUGCUGCUCCCUGUUCUCGCGGCAAAUGGCCGAAGUCAUGCAGCUCUUUGUCAGUUUAUGAAAUCUUUCCAAGCUCCACAAGAUCAGAAGUCGAAUCUCACCGGUGCCAUCAAAACCUUUGAGAAAUCCAAGACAAAAGACGGUUGGAAACCCUUCGCCAGUGAAGUUUUGUGCACAUACCCAUUGCUCAGGCUGUUUGUCAUGGAUACUGCGUUUGUCCAGGAAGGACAUAUUCUGAUGGCCUCAUCCUUUCUACUCCUCUGUCGAAUAUUGGAUCUGCUUUCCAUGAUCGGAAAGGAUGUGCAGGUAGAUGCUGUGACGUUGGAAGGUCUGAUCCAGCGUCAUCUGACAGCGUUUAAGAACGCUCACGGUGAAGACGAACUUGUGCCCAAGUUCCAUUAUGCUCUACACUUACCGCCCCUACUAAGACAGCAUGGCCUUCUCAUAUCAUGCUGGACGCAUGAACGCAAACACAAAUCGCUCAAACUUUUCGCGAACCAAGUUAGCAACGCCGGAACUUGGUACGAGAUGUCGGUCUUGCGAGAAGUGACGCACAGUGCCAUCAACUGCAUCCUGGACUUCAAACCCAGCGACAUCAGGUUGCAGAAGCCAAAGCCAUCCAGGAAGAUGAAGUGCGCAAUCCUUGAGUUGGAUUUUUUAAGGUGCAUGGAUGGUGCUUUUGUUGCCACUGUGGCAGACAUUCACGGCUUGACUUGUCAUGCAGGUGAUGUGGCACUGCUACGUUUGGACGGUAGCAUGCAGAAGUCACGUGCUCGUGGAUGCAUCGAUCCCGCAGAGGCUGAUAUCACUCACAUCCAGGCCUUGGUCCAAGCCCAGGUGGACACGCUGGGUCACGACGAAUCAUUUGACCGUCAACAAGUCCUUGGGGUACAGGCUGAGAAUUGCAAGCGUCGCCUUCGGCAGCUGAAAACCAUUUCCGCAGAGGAAUGCUUUGAGCUGCAGGACCUCAUCUUCAAGGGUCCUUGGAGUGCAGAGAUGAAGACCAGCAUGGUCAACAUCCUGAACGAUGCUUCCCGAGAUGAAGGUGGGACCGGAAGCGAGGGCAAGCAGUAUUGCCCAGCAUUUGUGGCAUUUCUGAGCAAGAGUGAUGUUCAGAAACUAAACGAUCCAGACAUGGGCAACAUGAUGAAGAUUCAGGUCCUGGCAGAACGCACCCUGAACAUUGGCUUCUUCAGGCCAACUGAGCCGGGGUACAAGAUCAUUCUUGCUGCCGGUUGUGCCAAUGGCAUGACGGUGCAGCCAAGCGAGAACCUGCCCUUCAUCAACGAGUUGAAGCGCUUGGUCCGUGGAGGUGCGAAGAAGCGCCCCAAGCCCAGCCCAUGGUUGCUCAGGUUUCCCAACCAGCCAAGUGAACUUCCUCCUGCUCUCUUGGAGUCAGCAUAUGCUGCUGACGACCCACCAGUGUCUCUUCAAAACGUGGCAGAGGCAGCUGCCUUGAAAGCAUCCGUAGAUCUUGGGAGGUACACCUUCCUGAGCAAGGAUUUCAUUCACAAGUUUUCAUUAUCACACCUCCUGACCAGGACCAAGGAGGGUGGGCUCAAAGACAAGCAUGGCUAUUUGAUGAACAGCGAAGUGAGUCCUGAAGCCAUGUCCAAGUUUCCGGGUUCCAGGCAUCACUUUGCAAGGUAUGAAGUGAACAGUGGUGACAUUCGUGUGGCUCGUUUCCGCAAACAUGCUGCUUCGCCUGCUCACCGCACUGCUGAAAGUAUGGCCGGUGGCAAAGCGCCAGCGCUUGAGGAAAUUGGUGGUUUCUCGCCAACCAUGUCUGAAUGGAAGUCAGUCAUCUCUCACAGCAAGCCGGGCGCGGAGCUGUUGCCUGAAGCUGCUGAGCCCACUGCCAAGGCUGCCGCCAAGACUCCGAAAGCUAAUGGCAGCCAAGACCCGGCACUCAUGGCCAACUUGGCUUCUGGCAGCCCGGGGGUGUCUUCACAGGCGCUUUGCCUGAAUGGUGGAGUUUGGGCAAAACAUGCAGAGAAUGUCCGACGUUUCAAAGAGCAGGCAGUGAGUGAAGAUGCUGUGCAGCUCCGUUUUUUGGCUCACAAAACUAGUCUAACCUGCAACAUGGCAGCAGCAGGUGAGAAGAGAUUGUCCCAAGGUGUCCUCAACAGAGCUGACUUGCAGUUGGGCGUCCAAGCCUUCUUGCGGUGGGAUCCAGCACUCAAGGAGAAGAGCGCGUUCGAAAUGGAAAAUGCUCGUGAGGCUUUGAUUUUUUGCCAGCCUUUCUUCAAGGAAGACCGCACCAGGUCAUGUGCGCUUGCCUGUGCCAUCAUGUUUUUGACCAUCCUUCAGAUGACGCUGGACCGCCCUGGCACAGAGCCCACAGACUGUACAUGGACCGCUCACCUUUACACCAGGUCUGGACAAAUCCAGCCUAUGCAAGAGAAGAUCGAGAAAUGUCCAGCUUUGACAUCGCGCGACUUGCUUGCAGGAAAGGUUGGUGAGUUGGAUAGCGCUGCUUCUUUUCUUUUGGGCGCCAUCAACGCCAUGCCUCAUGACCUGCUGCCCCAGGCGCCGCAUUUCGAAGGCUGUUUCGCUUGCCUGGACGACUUGUUGGUGCAUAUGAAGUUUCGACUUCACCAAAGCAUUCAGAUGGGAAUGCCCGGCAACAUGCAGAACCAGAUGCAGGGAAUGCAGGGGAUGCUCCAGAUGUGCCAGAUGAUGGCCUCAAAUCCAAUGCUGUUCCAGAUGAUGAACAUGAUGGCAAACAGCGGGCAGCAAGAGAUUCCCAUCACCAUGAUUGGGAAGCGAAGUGACCGUGCAUCGCCCUCAUGCCCUGGCACACCAGCAUCGUCUCCGAAGAAUGACUCGCAGGAGCAAGAGGUUCCGCCCAGUGAACCUGAAGCGAAGGCCGCGGAGGCACCGAAAAUUCCUUUGUUCGAUUUGGGUGCGCCAGACGAGAAAGACUUGGAGUCAGAUCUUCAGAAAAAGGCUCAAUCGAUGGUCGCCAGCCAGGCGAAGGUUAUGGAGAGAGCCCUCGAAGAACGGGCCAUGAAAAAACCAGCCACAUGCAAUCCAAAGGCAAAGGCCAAGUCGACCGCAAGCAAGUCAGAGACGAAGGCAAUCAAGAAAGAUCAGGAAGGCGGUCUCAAAAUGGAUCGCAAAAACAUCCACUCUCGCACGUACACAGCGGCGAAGCUCAAGUUCUUGAAGCAAGGCUUCAAGUUGGAGGACGCAGUUGAGAAGGCAAGUGCGGUGGCGGCAAACGAGCUGAAGAAGCACGGCUUUGUGCCCCAUCCAAAGAACCGGCCAAACAAGAAGAAGUGA